Molecule: messenger RNA, 699 nt
Organism: Miscanthus lutarioriparius
Lineage: Eukaryota; Viridiplantae; Streptophyta; Magnoliopsida; Poales; Poaceae
Source: the annotation of a GenBank genome assembly
AUGCCGCUCUGGGGGUCCGCCGCGUCCGCGCCGCCGGCAGCCGAGGGCGACGCCGCCCGCGCGCCGUCAGGCUCUGCCGGCGGGGGCGGGGGCGGCGUCAAGGUGAUCCGGUCGCUGCUCCCCACCCGCCGCCGCCUCCGCCUCGACCCGACCGCCAAGCUCUACUUCCCAUAUGAACCCGGCAAGCAGGUCCGGAGCGCGGUCAGGAUCAAGAACAUCAGCAAGUCCCAUGUGGCCUUCAAGUUCCAAACGACUGCACCAAAGAGUUGCUUCAUGAGGCCUCCUGGCGGUGUACUUGCUCCAGGGGAAAGCAUCAUAGCAACAGUUUUCAAGUUUGUUGAGCAUCCGGAGAAUAACGAGAAGCCAUUGGACAAGUGCAAGGUUAAGUUCAAGAUUGUCAGCCUCAAAGUCAAAGGGCCGGUGGAGUAUGUCCCUGAAUUGUUUGAUGAGCAGAAGGACCAGGUUGCAGUCGAGCAAAUUUUGCGGGUAGUAUUCUUGGAUGCUGAGCACCCAAGCCCACAAAUGGAUAAACUUAAGCGCCAGCUUGCUGAAGCAGAAGCAGCGCUUGAGGCACGCAAGAAACCUCCAGAGGACAAUGGCCCCCGUAUUGUUGGUGAAGGCCUUGUGAUUGACGAAUGGAAGGAACGAAGAGAGAGAUACCUUGCUCGCCAGCAGAUCGAAGGUGUUGAUUCAGUGUAG